GUGUUUGGCCCUUUGACCCCUCUCCCUUUUUGACGGAGCCGCGUGUGAAGGCCUGUGUUCUCGGUGUGGAACCUGGGUUUGGCGUCCUCCUCUCCCCCGGUGACAGAGCCAUGAGUGCCAUUGAGCAGAUGCGGGCCAACGUGGGCAAGCUGCUAAAGGGCAUCGACCGAUAUAACCCUGAGAACCUCUCAACUUUAGAAAGAUACGUGGAGACCCAGGCCAGGGAGAAUGCCUAUGAUCUGGAAGCCAAUCUGGCAGUACUCAAACUGUACCAGUUCAAUCCCGCAUUUUUCCAGACUACCGUGACUGCACAAAUCUUGCUAAAGGCCCUGACUAACCUGCCGCACACAGACUUCACGCUCUGUAAGUGUAUGAUCGACCAGGCCCAUCAGGAGGAGCGGCCGAUCCAACAAAUCCUAAAUCUGGGUGACCUCUUAGAGACCUGUCAUUUCCAGGAAUUCUGGCGCAAUCUAGAAGAAAAUGCUGAGCUAAUUGACGGAAUAACAAGUUUUGAAGAUUCUGUGCGUAAAUUUAUCUGUCACGUGGUUGGAAUCACAUAUCAAACAAUAGAUAAGUGGCUGCUGGCUGAAAUGUUAGGAGACCUGACAGAUUCCCAGUUGCAAGCUUGGAUGAGCAAGUAUGGGUGGACAGAGUCAGAACCUGAUAAAAUCUUCAUUUGCAACCAAGAAGAAAGUAUCAAACCUAAAAAUAUUGUGGAGAAGAUAGAUUUUGACAGUGUGGCAAGUAUCAUGGCUUCAUCACAGUGAAAUCCCAAAGUUCCUCAGUUUUGUUUUCAGACCAAAUAAUACUUUCUAUAAUACAUUAUUGACAAUAAAGUUGAAAUCAUUUA
Molecule: messenger RNA, 850 nt
Organism: Mobula hypostoma (lesser devil ray)
Lineage: Eukaryota; Metazoa; Chordata; Chondrichthyes; Myliobatiformes; Myliobatidae
Gene: eif3k
Product: eukaryotic translation initiation factor 3, subunit K
Exons: 8
Coding region: 111-767 (218 amino acids)
Biological process (GO): regulation of translational initiation
Cellular component (GO): eukaryotic translation initiation factor 3 complex; cytoplasm
Molecular function (GO): ribosome binding; translation initiation factor activity
Source: RefSeq, a predicted model, not a curated record